Arxiozyma heterogenica is the source of this 1671-nucleotide messenger RNA. It is a transcript of the gene PUS1, whose product is annotated as pseudouridine synthase PUS1. The record is from RefSeq and is a predicted model, not a curated record. The coding region runs from base 1 to 1671 and encodes 556 amino acids. NCBI's taxonomy places the organism in Eukaryota, Fungi, Ascomycota, Saccharomycetes, Saccharomycetales, Saccharomycetaceae. Gene Ontology annotation, molecular function: RNA binding; pseudouridine synthase activity. Gene Ontology annotation, cellular component: nucleus. The transcript has a single exon. Gene Ontology annotation, biological process: tRNA pseudouridine synthesis; mRNA pseudouridine synthesis.
AUGUCUUCUGAAAAUUUGGCACUUAUGCCAUCAUACGAUGACGAACAAGAUGAAAAUGCUUUAAAAAGAGGCGCCAUCAGUAAAUUGACAAAGGCAAGGAAGGCAGAUUUUGAUGAAGAUAAAAACACACAAAAUAAGGUCAGUGGCAAAGAGGAUAAUCAAGAGCCAGAAAAGAAAAAACAAAGAGUGGGUAGACCUUCACAGUUGGAUGAAAAUGGUAACCCAAUUCCAAAACCUAAGAGAUUGCCAAAACGUAAAGUAGCUGUUAUGGUUGGUUACUGUGGUACAGGUUAUUGUGGUAUGCAAUAUAACCCACCAAAUCCAACCAUUGAAGGAGCCCUUUUUAAAGCUUUUGCUGAAGCAGGUGCAAUCUCUGAAGAUAAUGCAAAGGACUUGAAAAAGAAUGGAUUUAUGAGAGCUGCUAGAACUGAUAAAGGUGUUCAUGCAGGUGGUAAUCUGAUCUCUGUUAAAUUAAUUAUUGAAGAUCCAGAUAUUAAAGAAAAAAUUAAUCAGCAUUUACCUGAAGGUAUUAGAGUAUGGGAUAUUAGCAGAGUCAAUAAAGCUUUUGAUUGUAGAAAGAUGUGUAGUUCUCGUUGGUAUGAAUAUCUGCUACCAACUUAUUCAUUGAUCGGGCCAAAACCAAAUUCUAUUUUAUACAACGAUUUAGAAAAAAGUAAAAAAGAGUAUCCUGGUGUAUUGGAUGAUGAUAUGGAAUCAGUUGAGUUUUGGCAAAAAUUUAACGAGAAAUGUAAUGAAACAUUUUCAAAAGAAGAUUUAGAACAGAUUAAAAAUUACGUUCCACCUCCAAAGGAUCAGUUUGAUGGAGAAAGUGAAAUUUACUUAAAAGUUAGACAAUACAAAGCUUUAGAAAAUUCUUUACGUAGACAAUACCGUAUAUCAAAGGAAAAAUUGAAUAAAUUUCGUUCUUCUAUGAAACAGUAUGUCAAUGCUCACAAUUUUCACAAUUUCACACAAGGUAAGGAUUUUAAGGACUCAAGUGCAAUUAGAUACAUGAAACAAAUUAAAGUCUCUGAACCAUUUGUUAUUGGUGAUGCAAAGACUGAAUGGGUCUCUAUCAAGAUUCAUGGGCAAUCAUUUAUGUUACAUCAAAUCCGUAAAAUGAUUUCAAUGGCUACCAUGGUUACUCGUUGCGGUACUCCGGCGGAACGUAUUGCACAAGCCUAUGGUCCGCAGAAAAUUAAUAUUCCAAAGGCACCAGCACUGGGAUUACUAUUGGAAGCUCCUGUUUAUGAUGGUUAUAAUUCUCGUUUACAACAAUUCGGUUAUGAUCCAAUUGAUUUUAGUAAACAUCAAGAAGAGAUCGACGCCUUUAAAAUGAAGCAUAUUUAUGAUAAAAUUUAUAAAGAAGAAGUUGAUGAUAAUGUAUUUAAUGCAUUUUACACUUAUAUUGAUUCUUUCACCAGAGUUACUGGUGCUAAUGGGGAGGAGAGUGAAACUAAAAAGGGUACUAAUGUUCAGAAAAGUAUUUUUGAAUUUUUAACAGCUAGAGGUAUCCCAGGUAUUGAUAAAGAUGGCAAGCUAAUCACUAAGAACAAGCAAGAAACAAGAAAUGAAAAUGAAACUAAAGAAGAGACUAAAGUAGAAAUUAAAGAAGAAACUAAAGAUGCAAAUGAACACACUGAAUUCAUUGAUAAGGAAGUAAAAUCAUAA